Diachasmimorpha longicaudata is the source of this 6379-nucleotide messenger RNA. RefSeq lists its product as uncharacterized. NCBI's taxonomy places the organism in Eukaryota, Metazoa, Arthropoda, Insecta, Hymenoptera, Braconidae. The transcript has 8 exons. The coding region runs from base 200 to 5677 and encodes 1825 amino acids. The record is from RefSeq and is a predicted model, not a curated record. Gene Ontology annotation, molecular function: metal ion binding.
UGUCGAGGGCAAUCACCAAUCAACCCUCUGCGUACGAAUAACCUUCAGUUCAGUCUCAAAAAUGGCGGUACACAAAGAUCAAAGUAUAUAAAAUGGAUCGUGCAACAAUUUUAUCGUGCUAAUAAUAAUCAACAGCACUUUGGGUGAUGUGCUAAUUUGACGAGUGGCAGGACUAUUUUUUUUCCAACCCUGAAGAAGGAUGGAUACGAUGGAAGAGAAAGAGGAUGGGGAGAUAUCCUUGGAGGACGUGAGUUCCUCGGAUGAUGGACAAUCGAACUGCAGGUCCCGCUGGAGUCCCAGGAUAUCACCGACCAGGAGAAGUCACUCUGUGCUAGGCGCAGGUUACGGCAAGGAGAAUCGUCGUUACUCUUGCGAAUUAAAUUCUCGAUACGUCCCAAAUCCGGCAUCAAAACCCGACGGUCUCCUCCCAAUCUCAAGUGACGACGAUCACGAGAUUGUGGAGCUACCAGAUGCAUCUCGUCAACUCUGCAUUCACCUUGGCAAGAAGAAACGAAAGAAGAGAAAGAAGAAGAAAUCAGGUGAUGGUGAAAUGAUGAUAGAGGAUUAUGUAUCAUCAACAGCACCAGAUCCACUGAUUCUCAACGCCCCAGCGGCACCCACUGAGAUAACAGUUCACAGGCGAAGAAAAUCACAGAGUCCUCGGUCAACUCGUCGACACUCACCCAUAAGGAGGGACCGAGCGUUCUCUCGUUCACCACCGGACACUCCACCGAGGCCUUUUUAUGUGGGCGAAUCCAUUCCUUCUCUACCCGGACCACAUUACUUAUCACGAUCAAGAGUAUCCAAAAGAUUAAGAAGAGAUGCCUCAUCGGAAGAGGAGUCACCAAUAAGAUUUUCCAAAAUAGGGCCAACAUUGAGAUCCCCUAGGGAUGUAUCACCAGUCUCAAUUUCAAGAUCACCGAAGGCACACUGUCAUUGUAACUCACAGAAUUACUUCGCCUACACGUCCUCUCUCUUGAAGCACGUUCGACGGCUCGAGGGUGUGGGAACGCUGACAGCUGAACGAAAGUCCAGGGAUCAUUCGUCCCUAAAAGAGAAGCUGAACAACAUAAUGAAGACCGAGCCCCAGACGAACGAUCCUGACACGAAGCAGCCGAAGAACGAGAAUAUCAGUUAUCACUCAGCUACCGAAGAAGAUGAGGAAAAUUUGGACGUCCUGAGACGCCGAGCGCUGCAAACGAAGCAACCGAAGGUAAUGACCGUGGUGCCUGAUCACCUGAGUGACAAUGAUCCUGAAGCCCUUGAGCUCAGGAUGAUAGCCUUAAAGUCAGCUAUGAUAAAGAAGCACCAGAAACGUGUGGAGAAUGGUAAUCGGAAGAGAAAUAAUCCGAGGGACUCGAGUCUCUCUGUUGACAGUUUUCUGAAGGACCUAGAGCCGUGCAAUCCUUCAUCAUCACCUGAAAGAUCUCAAGGUGGUCAACAAGUGGAGGAUAUGGAGCUUGACACUGACGUGGAAAGAGAGAAGGAGAGUUGCUCUCCGUAUUCUCCCACUGACGAGAUAAUUAAGAAUUGUCCAGCCAUUCGUGACUAUCCAAACACGUCGUGUCCAGAAGUGAAACUGGAAGUUUCCACAAAGAAGGAAAACGGUAGCGAUUUGGGCGAUGUCGUGAAUAUGGAAGCCCCUUACUCCCCGACAGAUCCUGCGAAGACCCAGUGGGGAGCCACAAUUGUGAAAAAAACAAGACAAAAUGUUCUGAAGACGAUUACGAUAGAUAGCGGGAGUGAGAACAGUGAAACUACUCCUUACUCGCCAUCAGACUCUCCAAUGUAUGAUUUUGAGCUUCCUUACUCGUCCCCAGUCGAUCAGGGUCGUCAGAAUGAUGACAGCUUUACGGUCCUCGAGCCAUCGAUGAAUAAUCCAUCAAUAACAGCUGGGGACGACAAAGCAGAAGACAUUUGUGAAAAACCUCCCGAGGGAUCUUCACCGGGGGCCAUUGGGGAAGUCCCAGCAGUCAACAAUUCUUUCGCCUCUCAAAAUCAUGAGCCAACACCACAUGAAGGGCCACCUCCACUUCGUGAAAUUCCCCCGAAAGAGGAAAAUGAGCAGAAGCAGAGCACUUCAUCCGGGGUGCUUUCUAACUGCACUCUGACAAACCCUUACGCAACCACGAGAAGUGUUUCCGAAGUUACAAAUGUUGAACCCCUGUACCUCCGAGGUCUUCCAGAAGUCACCAAAGAGCCGAACAAAAUACCGAUUCUCGUGAACAAAUCCCUCGUACCAGCAUCAAUACUCAAAACCAACAAGAACCUUCAGCAGCCAUUGCCCCCGAAGAGGACGGAGACCGCGACUGAGCCGACGUUCAAAAGUGCUGUGAUGCAGCCAGUUGAUGUUGGAGUUGCCCCGGUGGUGGCAGCAACACCUGUUUUCCAACCGAUUAACAUUCAACCAGUUGUGAAGAAGUCGACGGUUGUGGCACCAGCAGCUGCUUUCAACAAUGUUUCUGUGGAUGACAGUGUUGCUGAGGAAUCUACAAACAAGGUAACGGUGGCUGCAGCGAAGCCCGACACUAGCAAGAACAAGAGGAAGAGGGGAAAACUAAAGCUUGGAAAGAGGAAGAGAAAUAGAGCCGGCGAGAGACAGAGAAAACGUCUGAGAGCGCUGAGGGCAACGAAUGCAACUCGUUUCACUAAAACUCACGUCAAUUCUAAUCGUGAUAGUCAAAUGGAUUCAGCUGACCUAUCCGGAUUAUCUGACAAUAGUUCGAAGGUCCUAAAUCCAGAAGAGCCAGGCACAAAGAAAUCUAACUCCACCGAAAAUGAGAAGGAGAAACAAGCAAGCCCUGUUGUAAUCAAGGCUGUGCCGAGUUCGAUAGAAGAAUCAAAUAUACAAAAAUCCUCAGAAGAUCAUAGAAAUGAUAGAAGCAGAAGGAAGAGUGCUGAUGACGAGGCAGACUCACUCAGGGCCAUGCUGUUAGCUAAUCUACAUAAUCGUUUAAAGAGCGGUGAAAGCAGGGGCUCUGAAGAGGCUGAGAAGGGGUCGAACGCGGUAGCAAGGGUUCAGAACUCUUGUGAAGUUACCCCGGAAGUUCAGAGAGUUGUCACGGUUGCUGAGAACGAAAGGGAUAGUCAUAAAUUAGUUGAUGAGACUGUAAAGACUUCACAAGCUAUGGACGGAUCGAGACCGAUGGCGAAGCGCCUCGUGACUCCUCAGGUACCAAAAUCCACAAGUCACUUCAGUACCACCACAGGAGUCGUUGAAAGGCCGGUUCAACGCCCGAAGGUUGAGGCUGCGCCUGCAGGUAAAUUGAGAGUCAAUCCUUUGAUUGUCAACGGACCACCGAAGAAAAUCGUCAAAAAAACUGCAAUUCCUGUCAGUACGAAGGUCGUUAACAACGCCAAGAAAUUCCAGAAUACUAGGAUGCAGAGGAAAAUGAUACUCCAGGCCCAGGCGAAAGGGUGUACAAGUAUUAGUAAUAUCUCUCAGAAUCUUAAGUUGGUGAAUCUCAAGGUGAGUGAGGCAAUCAGGCCUGCGAGUCCGAAAAUGAAGGCCUCGGGGGCGGUCCAGAGUCUUGUUAUCAAACUCGGUGAGGACUCUGAUAGCGACUCGGGGGCGGAAUGGGAGAAGAGGUAUCAGAGUAUCGGGGGGCAGAGGGAUGUGCUGGCGAUACCCACGACAGAUUUCGAGAAGAGUGUGGACCAGUUUUUGAAGGAACAGAGGAAAAAGCAGGAGACGCUGGCUAUCAGCUCAGUUGUUGCUACAUCAACACCAGCCAGCACUGCCAAGGGGACUGUCACGAAGACCAGUGGACUCAGCGCAACUCCUCUGGCGGUUCGGCAUCUUCCUCCAUCCCAGCAAGAAGAAUACAAACGCUUGAAGCAGCAAAUCUUCGAGAAAGAGAGACAACGAGCAACUCGUCAAAUAAUAAAUACCCCUCCAUGCCCCCUAUCUCCAGCAAGCCCCAUCUCUAGACCCACCAAAUCCUUUCUUCCAAAGAUUCCAUCAACCCUCUCAAAAUCUCCGAAUCCCCCAGACCCUAAGUCAUCCAUCAAAGCCCCAGUUUCAAAACCAUCAACAGUCGACGAGAACUCCUGUCAAAAGUCCUCACAACCAAGCCCCAUUACCACUAGAAAAGGGGCGAGUGAUCAGUAUAUCAUCAACAACUCGUCUGCAUCAUCUCAGAAAAUGGAAAACCUCAGUAUUCAGAUACCCAACGAUAAUGUGACACCUGGGGGUCGAAUAGUUUUUAAUAAGCCAGAGAAUUCGGUGGCAGAUUCGUCCAUAGUGUCUUCUGCACUCAGAAUUCUCACCACUGAUCAACUCAAUUCCAAGUUUGCCCAGGCCCAGCUGCGACAGAGGAGUAGAACAGUGACCGUGGCUGAUGGAGGUCUUGAUAAGUCCAUUGGUGAGCUAUUGCAAAGCAAUAAUGUCGAUCUUGGUGGUGAUAACACGAAAAAUAAUGAGGAUUCGAUGGGAAAUAAUGAAGUUAACGAAUUGAGUGCAAUUGGUAGAGAAACUGAUAACUCGAAUGUCAAUCGGACGAGCCAGGAAGUCUCUGGAGGCGAUUCGGGCUCUAUCACCGUGGAUUCUGAAGCUUCAACUGUGAUUUUGCCGCCGAGAGAGGCCGAAAAUGAGGGUGAGGAGGAGCACAGAGAUUCCGAGGACUCGACCAUCGUUCUGGAUGAAACUGUUGAGGAACGUCCUGUGGAGACUCAGAGGAUCCCUAGUAGAGCUAAGGGCAAGUCUCCAACUAAGGAAUAUUCGGAGAAGAUCAAAUCCGAUGUCAAGGCGGAGCUGGAAAGUCUAGCGGCGUUGAGCGAGGAGCAACGAUGUAUGAGGUUGAAGGACAUUGAGCAGGAGUUGGUGACUAAGAGGUCCUCGGUGCUGGAUGAUUUGACUGAAAUGUCAAGUACAUUGAAACAAUGGGAUCUGGAGCGUGAGCUCCAAGCAAAUUUGUUCAUCGAGGUGAGGAGACUCAAAGCUCAAUUGGCAGUGGCCGAGGCGCGAUUGCUGGAGCAGAAACUCAAGAUCAAUAGCCUUGGGCCGAAUGUAACAAAUGCACACCAAAUGAUUGUUGAAGGACGAUCUGAGUGCCUCAAGCUCACUAAACUCUGCCAGGGUGUUGGGACCAAAGUUGUCGGACCGCAAUAUAAGGUGCCUGCGACUGGUGCACAAAUAAUGAUAGAGAAGCUGAAAGAAGUGGCUUAUCACACGAGAGAAUUAUCAAAGAAGAAAGUGUCAUGUGAAAAUAAUAAUGAGACAACAAGUGUUAAUGAACAACAAGUGAAUCAAGAGAGAACAUUGACUGGGAAUUGUGAAGAAUCCUGGAAUCAAAGUGAUGGGAAUGGUGAUAACGUUAACAAUGAAGCAGAACAGAGUGAUAAUGCCAGUGGAGUUGUCAUUUCCAGAUUAACUGAAGAGGACCAGAGUCCAUUUACCGAGAGCGACCCUUUAUCUUGUGACAGGAUACUGGAGACAUAUGAGGGAAAUUCAGAACACUUGAGCACGGUGGAAAAGGCUUGUCCAGAAGAAUCGAUCGAGAGGCUGUCGCAGACGGCUCAUUCGUAUGAGUCUGUUCUAUCGAAUGUUCUAACGCCUAGACACAUCGAUUGUAAUCGUGUGCUGUGCCCCUUCGAGCUCACUGGUGUCUGCAAGGACGAUGACUGUCUCUACAAUCAUUUGGAGCCAAGAAACAAGCCGCAUGCGAUUCUCCAAUGAUCUAGGACUGUUUAACAUACGUAAGGCUCAACAGAUACGAAGAUAAAUCCUCCGUGAAGAUAAUAAAGCAUCGGCCGAUAUUAUUCGUUCCUCCGAUUAAUUUUAACGGCGAGUUCCUCUUCACUGGAUGGUAAGUUGUCUUCAUAAGAAAAAACAAAAUGAAAAAUUGGCUGGGAUUAUCUGUCACUGAUUUUUGCACCUAAAAAUGGGCUGUGAACACUAAAAAACAGGAUAAUCCACCAGGCCAUUGAUUCCUACAUUUUACGUUUGUCGAAAGGACAAAACAUACCGCUCCAUUCCAAAUAUUCAAUCUUACUAGUGACAAUUAUUUCAACUACUUGUUUAUUAUUUUUUUAUGUAUAUUAUAUAUUGUGAAGACUUUAAAAUGAGUUGAUGCGCAAUUAUUUCGCGGGUGAUGGUACUGUAAAUUGUCUGUGUAAUUUAAAUAAGAGUGAACGGACGUGACAGUGGAGCCGAUGUUUUAACGAAGAGAUCAGGCUAAUUUUUUAAAAGCAAUUCGGAAUGGAGGAGGGCAUCUUUGAAGAACUUAUUUCAGUUAAUCAAGUUCAACCGAUCGCGGUCGUACUUUGAGUCUCCUUUUUUUUGAUUCGUUUUGUUAAGUUUAAUCGCCCAAAUAACUAUAUACCUCGCGGAAAUUCAACUCCUGUACCUAUACAAUAAAAUUAUUAAUAUUUUUUCUUA